Messenger RNA from Megalops cyprinoides (Indo-Pacific tarpon), 2616 nucleotides. RefSeq names its product nucleophosmin 1b (gene npm1b). Gene Ontology annotation, molecular function: chromatin binding; histone binding; RNA binding. Gene Ontology annotation, cellular component: nucleoplasm; nucleolus; ribonucleoprotein complex. NCBI's taxonomy places the organism in Eukaryota, Metazoa, Chordata, Actinopteri, Elopiformes, Megalopidae. Gene Ontology annotation, biological process: regulation of centrosome duplication; chromatin remodeling; ribosomal large subunit export from nucleus. Bases 74 to 1003 code for a protein of 309 amino acids. The transcript is spliced from 11 exons. The record is from RefSeq and is a predicted model, not a curated record.
AUCAUCACUAUAGUUCUUUUUCCCCAAUUGCACUUUCUAGAAACCUUCAAAAUUAUCUAAAGCCAGCGCAAAAAUGGCGGAGGACGACGGCAGACCCCAGAUGUAUUUAUUUGGCUGUGAGCUUAAGCCAGACAAAAAGGAGUACAGAGUGGAUGUGGACGAUGAUGAGGCAGAGCACCAGCUGUCACUCAAAGCGGUGUGCCUGGGGGCUGAGGCCGAGGACAAGUUUCACACGGUGGAGAUAGAGGGCAUGACAUACGACGGCAAGAUGACCAAAGUGCAGCUGGCAGUGCUGAAGCCAUCCGUCCUCCCCUCUAUGAGUUUGGGAGGGUUUGAGAUCACACCCCCCAUCACGUUCCGCCUCAAGUCUGGAUCCGGUCCGGUUUUCAUCAGCGGCCAACAUUUUGUCCGCGUGAAGGACUCUGAUGAUGAGGCUGAGGAGGAGGAGGAAGAGAACAACACGUCUCCAGUGAAGAGGCCGUCAAACUCCACUGCAGGGAAGGCUCCCGUACUGAAACUGAAAAUGGUGAAGUCGGAGGAUGAGGAUGAUGACGAUAACGACGAGGAUGACGACGACGACGAUGAUGAUGACGACGAUGACGAUGAGGAUGAGGACGAGGAUGAAGACGCUGGGAAGACGCAAAAAAACGCAACAGUGAAAACUCCAAAAAAGAGCGUGGAGACCCCGGGGAAGAAGCCCAAAAGCUCGUCAUGGCAGAAUGGAUCGCCGGGGAAAUCGGGCGGCUCAGCAGGAAAGCCCCAGGCUAAGACACAGACACCAGGAGGAGGCAAAGACAAGUCUGGAGCUGGUACGUCCCCCAAAACAUUCUCAGUGGCUGAGGUCAAGAGUAAACUAUCAACAGUUGCCAAAGAGAGAGCACCUCUUCCAAAAACCGAGCAGAAGUUUGAGAACUUUGCCAGGAAUUCUUUCAGGAUCACGGACAAAAACGUAAUCAAAGAACUUUGGACCUUUGUACAGACAUUGAAAUCGGAGAAGAAGUAACAUGCUGCUAUGCUUACAGUGGAGAGAUCGUUUUAUCUCUUUUUCAUUUUUUAUUCUGUAUGUGCGCUCUGCUACGUCCCUCUGAGAUGUACGAUGAUGGAAGAUUGGAUCCAGCCUUGCUAGGUUCUGGAUGAACACCGUUAAUGAUUCUUGUGUUGGUUUUCCCCUUGAGUCCUCCUUUGGCUGUGUUUCCGUCAGGCGCUAGAGACGACUGUUUAGAGUCGAUGUGAGGAGAAAAAGAUGUUUGACCAAUUUAAAAGAAAUGGGUCUAGUUCAUGUUCAAGUCUUCAUAAAUUCUACACACUGAGAGAAGUUAGUUGAUUUGUAAGGAGAGAAUAUUCUUUUCCAUACCUUCACCAAUGGUUCAUGUUGGCGAAACAUAGCCACUGUUGGUUCCAGUUAUUUUAUACUGUUUAAAAGAUUUUAAAACGCAGUGGAAAUCAGGUAGGAAUCUAGUUUGAGAUUUUUAGAUUUAAGGUUUGAGUUCAAGUCCAGGGCAUAGCUGAUGUAACUGUAAUGCACAGUGAUAAUGGGCAUGUUACUUUGUGACAUAGCCAUAGAAAAAUGCAAGGAUAAUUACAACCCAGGGGAGGAUGCAUAGUAUAGCUCCUGUGUUAAUAUUGCGCAGUGUACUUCUGGAAGUCCGUCUGAAUCAUGACCUUUACUUGCUUAUUAAGUCAGCUGAUCAUUCAUGACAUGAAUUCAGUAAUUCUUUAAAAAUGCAAAUAAUUUAAUUUGUGUUCAUGUUGAAAAACUCUAAAUUGAUUGCCAGUGGCACCCUACCCUAAACUGAUGUCAUAAAAUACUACAGCACCAUAAUCAGUCACAGCAGGCAGCAGUUUAUUUUGCUAUGGUUUUGAUUGAAACAUCAAUGGCCACAGUGAUCAGUCCUUGCCAGCCCUGAGCAGGUCUGAAUCAUCGCUGCUGUCAGUCCUUUCAGCCACUGCUUCAGUGACGUCUGCCUGUGUCAUUUGUCGGCACGUGUAGGCUUGGUUGUAUCUAGUCUGUGAGGUACUGUGUGUUCUGCAAUGGCAGCUUUAACACUGAAACAGGGAUGAGUGUAGAUAUUUGUCCAUUGCCCGAGGCUUGUCGUGGUGGUUUGAAAGUAAUUCUUUUCUGAUGACAGCACGGUGGCAGAUGUUCACGUUAAAACUGAAACUGUGGCCCUUGAAGCUUUGAUCACCAUUUACCUAGGGGACGUGUGACAGUUCAUUUCAAAAGAAACACACCAAAAUCAAACAUGUCCUUGAAUAUUAAAUGGAUAAGCACUGGGCUACAUAUCAGUGGAUCGAAAGUAAUUUUGUUGAGUCUGAGAGGUGUCCUUUGACUUUAAGUUGAAGAGAUGUGUGUAUUAAUCAGUGUGAUCUGAGAGUAAUUGAUCUCCAGUUUGCUUUGCCACUCAGAGAAGCCAAAACCAUGGUCUUUGUUUUAAACUUUUGCUUCAUUAUGUUACAGUUAUGUUCCUCAUUUAUUUUAACUUUUUUACUUCUUUUCUGUGUUAAUAUUUUUGUUUGUGCAAAAUUGUAAUGGGAAAAGUAACUUCAGUGUUGUGCACCUUGUGGACAUGCAAAAGGUAGCUCAUAUUUUGUUGCUUUUACUUAAAAAAAAAAAAA